Cinclus cinclus is the source of this 864-nucleotide messenger RNA. It is a transcript of the gene NSMCE2, whose product is annotated as NSE2 (MMS21) homolog, SMC5-SMC6 complex SUMO ligase. The record is from RefSeq and is a predicted model, not a curated record. Bases 139 to 846 code for a protein of 235 amino acids. Gene Ontology annotation, cellular component: Smc5-Smc6 complex; nucleus. Lineage: Eukaryota; Metazoa; Chordata; Aves; Passeriformes; Cinclidae. The transcript has 7 exons. Gene Ontology annotation, biological process: protein sumoylation; double-strand break repair via homologous recombination. Gene Ontology annotation, molecular function: SUMO ligase activity; zinc ion binding.
CCGGCUGAUGAGGCGCUUCCGUCUUCCCCGGCGCCAGGCGCUCCCGCCCGCCUGCCUCUACCGCCGGGAGAGCGGCGUGGGGCCGGCCCCGGGACAGCGGCACUCUGAAGCUGCGGGGACGAGAGUAACAAUUUCAAGAUGUCAGGUGGUCCAAGAAUCUUGUUCACUGCAAUUGAUUCUGCUCUUUCUUCUUUGAAAAACUGCCAGUCCUACAUCAACUCUGGAAUGGAUGUGGCUACUCAGGUUGCCCUUGACCUUGUGGAAAGUUUCAAUGAUGAAGAGGAUAUUAACAAUAUGGAAAAAUUAAUGGUAGAAUAUGCUACAAUGGACAGAGAACUUAAUCAUUAUAUAAAAGCAUUUGAAGAAACCAUAAAUCAGGUAAAACGAGAAAACCCAGAAAAUUUACCAGAUUUAGAAAACUUAGCACAAGAAAAAUUCCUUGAAAUGGAGAGCAAGAACAGUGACUCAGAUUUACAGAGGAAUGAAAAAUAUAUGUAUUUUAAGGAUCAACUUAAGGAGAUGAAAAAACAAUAUCAUGGUAAUGACACCAUUGAACAAAUUGAUGAAGAUAUAGCUGUGACUCGGAGUCAGACAAACUUUAUUUGUCCCAUUACACAGAUGACAAUGAAGAGGCCAGUGAGGAACAAAGUCUGUGGACAUAUUUAUGAAGAAGAUGCCAUUCUGGAAAUGAUUCAGACUCAAAAGCAGAAAAAGAAAAAAGUCCGAUGCCCUAAAAUGGGUUGCAGUCAUGUUGAUGUAAAAGGAUCAGAUCUUGUACCAGAUGAAAUACUUAAAAGAGUGCUUGACAGUCAGAAAAAACAAAGCUGGUCAACAGUGGACACGUGAGCUGGAUAUGCUACUGCC